Messenger RNA from Podospora pseudopauciseta, 1518 nucleotides. RefSeq lists its product as uncharacterized. The record is from RefSeq and is a predicted model, not a curated record. The transcript has a single exon. NCBI's taxonomy places the organism in Eukaryota, Fungi, Ascomycota, Sordariomycetes, Sordariales, Podosporaceae. The coding region runs from base 1 to 1518 and encodes 505 amino acids.
AUGACGCUCGCCUGUCGAAACACUCAAGAAGUCCUUCACAAUGGCAGCAAAGCUGUCCUUCGCAUUUGCAUCAACAAUACAAUAAACCCACCCUACCAGUCUGCCCGCAACCCUGAAGAGGAACCCGUUAUUCCAGACGCCGCCGUAUUUGACCAAGACAAUGCGUCGCUUCCACCAGCCCACGCUGAACGACUCCCAACCGUCGCUGAGUGCGCCAUUCAUCUCGAGCUUCUCGAGACGCUCUUUCAUCUGCGCCAACAAAUUCUUCAAUCUGGGGAUAUCGACAAAACGAUGGGCACAACUCCAAAUCGCCAAACAAAGACAGGGUACAACGGUGACACCAAGACGUUUAAAGAUGACACUCUUGAGUCACGCAGGCAAACCAAGUGGCCAAAAUUUAUCGAGUUUGCCGUCGUUAGGUUUCUGGAUUGGCGUGCUCGGCUAGCCAAGGAGGGUGAUAAGGGUGAUGCGUUUACACUCCCACCGCUCGACGUCAUUAUGGUGUGGCACACGUUCCUACUGAACCCGCUGUUGUUCAACAAGCACUGCCGCACCGAGAAGCUUUACGAGCUUCCAUUGCCGUGGCAAGCCAUCCACAAGUGCAUCAACAACGGGGACUGGUCUUUUGCCCCCCAGGCAGAAGCUGGUGCUGAUUCCCUCAGCUUGUUUGAACUCUUUUCCACCUGGGACUCGUAUCUGGCAGACCGAAGAAGCGAUGUCAAGUCCAAACUCAGCCUUGCGUCGAUAGGGACAGACUUGUUCGACACGACCCAGACAGACUCAGCCUCCAACUUCCCUUCAAUUUUGAGCUCUCUAACGUCGUCAUCGACCAGAACUCGAAAGCCACAACUUAUAACGAGGGAGGAUCUGAAGACCCUACCAGCAACAAACCCAGUCCGCGCCCACGUUGAGAUGUUCCUCUCCGUUGAUGCCAACCUCGCUCGAGAGCUCAAGGCUGCAGUAUUGCGCCAGAACUCCUUUAUCGACAAAAUGCACUCUCACCUAUGGAUACGCAGCCCCUCUCUUCAGGACACACUCGCUCGAUCACUCUCACGCUACUCACAAUUCCUGCUUUUGAUGAGGCGAAACCGUGGAAAGAUGAUGGUUCCCACGCUUGACAUUGAUUUAGCAUGGCACACACAUCAAUGUGCGGCAUCCGGAUAUGUCCAAGAGACCAAGAAGAGAGUGGGGAGGUUCGUCAACCACGAUGACAGUAUUGGGAAAGGGGACUUGGACACGGGGUCCGGAGAGACUAGACGGCUGUGGCGGCUCCAAUUUGGCGGCGAGUAUCAUAUUUGUGGUUGUUGGGAUUGUGAGAUGCUGACAAGUGAGAUCGAGAAGGAGUUCAAGUACCGUGGUGGAGCCGAUGACGAGGAUGAAACAUAUCAAAUUGACAUGCAGGCAGUGGCAGAGAGAGUUGACAACAAGGUAAGGUUUUAUCGUGCGGUUGAGGCAGCUAGGAGGAAGGGUCAUGCACUUCCGGUCUCGAGGUCACAAAAACCCGAAAGAGUGUUAUAG